GAUUAUUACUCUCGCACCUUCUCUCCCUUCGUUAGCUCGACUGGCUUCCCCGUUCGUCUCCCCCAGAUUUCUCACGCCAACACCGCCGAGCUCUCCCCCGGAAAACCGGAAAACGCCUCCUGGUCUCCGACCCCGGAGGCACGCCACCUCGAAGGAAUCCCCCCUCUCCCAUUCGUCGUCGUCCACCUCCGCGCUACUGGACAGAUCCAUCCGUGCUCGGAUCGCUUCCUUCUGUUGUUAGAUCUUGGGACACUGUUGAGAGACGGUUGAUUCUGCCCACUGUUGCACUCUGGGAAUUACCCUGCAGAUCUGAAGAACAUGGUUACACUACCUAACUUAACAAAAGUGGAUGAGCUUUGCAUGUAGUAGCUUCUUUUGACUAGAACUAUUAUUAUGGAGCUGCAAGUUCAGCGUGUGGCCCUUCAAUGGAGUCAUCAUACCUUCCUGCUACUACUGAGUCAAUUGCAAUGGCUCAGGAGGCUAAGGAUGCUUCGGAGUCAAUUUCGAUCCUUUACCGUGUGAUUCAAGACCCAUCUUCUUCUGCAGAUGCACUGAGAACAAAAGAACUUGCAAUUACUAACCUUACAAAUUACCUCACUGAAGAGAGCAGAGCUGAGGAGCUGCGAAACCUUUUGACCCAGCUCAGGCCGUUUUUCUCACUGAUUCCCAAGGCCAAGACUGCAAAAAUUGUCCGUGGAAUCAUUGAUGCUGUUUCCAAGAUUCCUGGAACAUCUGAUCUCCAGAUCUCGCUGUGCAAAGAGAUGGUGGAAUGGACCCGUGCAGAGAAGCGUACGUUCCUUAGGCAGCGUGUGGAAGCAAGGUUAGCGGCACUUCUGCUAGAGAAUCAGGAGUACACUGAAGCCCUGACUCUCCUUACUGGUCUUAUUAAGGAAGUCAGAAGACUUGAUGACAAGUUGCUCCUUGUGGACAUAGACCUGUUGGAGAGCAAGCUCCACUUCUCUCUGAGAAACCUGCCAAAGGCCAAAGCUUCGUUGACUGCUGCAAGGACAGCGGCGAAUGCCAUCUAUGUUCCACCAGCUCAGCAGGGCACUAUUGAUCUGCAGAGUGGAAUCCUUCACGCAGAAGAAAAGGAUUACAAAACUGCUUACAGCUACUUCUUUGAAGCAUUUGAAGCUUUCAAUGCACUGGAUGACCCAAGAGCUAUCUUCAGCUUGAAGUACAUGCUCUUGUGCAAGAUAAUGGUUAACCAAGCUGAUGAUGUUGCUGGAAUAAUCUCAUCUAAGGCUAGCCUAAAGUAUGUUGGUCCGGAUGUUGAUGCUAUGAAAGCUGUAGCUGAUGCCUACUCUAAAAGAUCUCUCAAGUACUUUGAAACUGCCCUCCGUGAUUUCAAAGCCCAGCUUGAGGAGGACCCUAUUGUUCACAGGCAUCUUUCCUCUUUGUAUGAUACCCUCCUGGAGCAGAAUCUGUGCAGGUUGAUUGAGCCCUACUCGAGAGUGGAGAUUGGGCAUGUUGCACAGAUGAUUGAAUUGGCGGUUGAUGAUGUUGAGAAGAAGCUGUCGCAGAUGAUUCUAGACAAGAAAUUUGCUGGUACUCUGGAUCAAGGUGCUGGUUGCCUCAUUAUCUUUGAGGAUCAGAAGACUGAGGCCAUCUUCCCUGCUACACUAGAAACCAUUUCAAAUGUCGGAAAGGUCGUGGACAGUCUUUACAUGAGGUCGGCUAAGAUCAUGGCUUGAAGGUUGCUAAGCAUGUGAUAGGCUGUUUGGUAUGGGUUCAGCCUUUUCAGUUCCUUUGCUGUCUUUAAGACAUGUAAUCCUGCAUAUUGGCACUUGAUUUUGCAUGUUGGUCGUUAUAUUGGAUCAUAGAAAAAUCCAUCUUGUUCAUGAACUGGACCAAUUUGUUGUUUUUAUGUGGUGGAUGUACCGACACUAGCUUGUCCAAACAUAAAUCAUUAGUUCUCUCA
Molecule: messenger RNA, 1921 nt
Organism: Triticum aestivum (bread wheat)
Lineage: Eukaryota; Viridiplantae; Streptophyta; Magnoliopsida; Poales; Poaceae
Product: 26S proteasome non-ATPase regulatory subunit 11 homolog
Exons: 3
Coding region: 426-1694 (422 amino acids)
Molecular function (GO): protein binding
Source: RefSeq, a predicted model, not a curated record